Messenger RNA from Varanus komodoensis (Komodo dragon), 1293 nucleotides. RefSeq names its product SH2 domain containing 4B (gene SH2D4B). Gene Ontology annotation, cellular component: cytoplasm. The transcript has 8 exons. Lineage: Eukaryota; Metazoa; Chordata; Lepidosauria; Squamata; Varanidae. The record is from RefSeq and is a predicted model, not a curated record. Bases 1 to 1293 code for a protein of 430 amino acids.
AUGCUGCAGCAAAUUCUGCGGGAUAUGUACAUUGAUCCGGAGUUACUGGCCGAACUGAAUGAAGAACAGAAACAAAUCCUCUUCUACAAGAUGAGGGAAGAGCAGGUCAGGAGGUGGAAGCAGAGAGAGGAGAAAAGUCAAGAAGAAGAAACUGUGCUGAAGAGAACUGCAAAACUCAAGCAGGAUAAUGGGAAACGAGUUCAGUGGCUCCGUGGGGCCGAUGGAGAGGUCUGGGUUUGGAUUAUGGGAGACGCUCCUGGAGACAAGCCAUACGAGCAGAUUUCGGAGGAACUCAUGGCGGAAAAAGCCAGGCAACAAGCCCAGAGAGAAGCAGAGGAAUUAUGGAAGGAACAAGAAGCUGAAAUUACAAAGAAGUUCCGGGAUGCCAUGGCUAAGGAGAAAGCGCGAAUAGUGGCAGAGAAAUGGAAAACAGAGACAGAUGAUCGCAAAGCAGCCAAAUUGAUGGAGGAGAAAAUUCAGGAGGAACUGAAGAGACGAGAAGAGGAAGAGAGGCAAAGAGGUGAAGAGCAGAUACGGCUCCAGGAGGAACGCCGAGCUCAGGAGCUGUACAUCAGUCUCAAGCAAGCACAGCAAUAUGUUGCACACAAUGAAAAGGAGGACCACGAAUGGGAAGAACAGCUACGUCGCUCCAAAGCUGCUGAUGAGGAAAGGAGCCAUAAAGCACGCCGGGCUCGGGACGAGUAUCGGCGCCAAUCCUUGCGGGCCAUCCAGAAAGGCAAAGUGGCCGACCUAAGCAACUUAUUCCAGGCAGCUGGUCUGAAUAUCGAGCAAGAAGAAAAGCUGACCCCCAUCUGUCCCGUGCCACCGUUUACCAUGAGGGUACCAACCAGCAAAGCAAGGGGACGGCCUUCAAGACCUUUCUCCAGAGAAGUCAUAAUUCAGUGGUUUAAAGAAGAGCAGCUUCCACGACGUGCUGGAUUUGAAAGGAACUCUGACACUGUCGCGCCUUGGUUUCAUGGCAUUAUCACCCGCCAAGAGGCAGAAGAGCUGCUGAUGAACAGGCCUGAAGGAGCCUUCCUUGUGCGGGUCAGUGAGAAAAUCUGGGGCUACGCCCUGUCCUAUCGCCACCAGAAUGGCUUCAAGCAUUUCCUGGUGGAUGCUUCUGGAGAUUUCUACAGCUUCUUAGGAGUGGAUCCCAACCGACAUGCCACACUCACAGACCUUAUUGAUUUCCACAAGGAAGAAGUCAUCACAUCUUCUGGUGGAGAACUGCUUCUGGAGCCUUGCAGACAGACAAAGAGCCCACCUGACUACAGUCCCCUCUUUGAGUGA